Psylliodes chrysocephalus is the source of this 499-nucleotide messenger RNA. NCBI's taxonomy places the organism in Eukaryota, Metazoa, Arthropoda, Insecta, Coleoptera, Chrysomelidae. The record is from the annotation of a GenBank genome assembly.
CUGAGGACAUAAUAACUUUCAGCAAAUUUUGCCCUAUUUUCAUGCCAGUGGUCAUUUUUUUGUACACUAAAUGUGGCCCUUUAUAUUUAAUGGAUAUGUAUAGUUUAAAAGAAAAGACGAAUCCUACAAAAUACAGGUCUUUUACAGAUGGUGGGCGCUUCGCAAUUAAACGUUCUGACAAAUUUUGGUAUGGCACAUGGUCAGGCAUGGUUAUUGAGAAAUCAUUAAUGCGAACGAUGAAAACCGUAGGUGGACUAACUCGUGGGCGGGGAGUCCAGGAGAGUGUACUUUCUAGGUGGAUUAUGAGAAUGUCAUUCUCGCACAAUAUUUGUGACGUGGUUGAAAAUUUUUCAAUAUAGAGUUUCCCAACUUCGGAACAACAUGUUGAAUUGAGAAAUUCCCGGAUUAAUCGUGAUAACAAUGACGUAAAAUUAAUGGAUUGGCUUUCCCAACAUACGCCUUUCCUGCAAUGAAAGAACUUCUGUCAUAAGUACUGGAG